AUCUUUCCAUCCAAAGAUACCAAUUGCGAAAUGAAAAUGAGAUCCAUGGAGGAAAUAAUUGCCCAUUUCCAUCACACCAUGAACUCCACUGAGACGACUGUUGUCCGGGCUCAGCUUGCAAAUCUGGAGAGCAUUCGCCGGCGAUUCAGAGCUAUAUGGUUCACCGAUGCCAUACGCUUCGUUCAGUCAAAACAUUUUCAGGAGGUAGCACUGGAGUUUUGGCUGCAUGAAAAUUGGUUAGUGUCGUUGGGAUUGUUGGUAGAGGAUGAUAACCAGCUCCCAGGCAUGAGCCUUCAGCUGCUCGGAGAACACGCUGCCGCGGAUGAGAAGCUGUUGAGGACGCCUUUCAAAGUGGUCAAAGAUGAACAUGGGAUGAAAGUGAUAAGUUUGUUCCUUCCGCGGUUGGUUGGAAACAUGGGAGUUGAAGCAUCUCACUGGUGCUGAAACCUGUCUAAAUUUUAGAUUAAUACAGAGUUAUAUGUACUUUAUUUCUGCAUUGUCUAAUUUAACAUGUUACUAAAAAGGAUAUUAAAUAAAUAGACCUUAUGAAG
Molecule: messenger RNA, 551 nt
Organism: Rubroshorea leprosula
Lineage: Eukaryota; Viridiplantae; Streptophyta; Magnoliopsida; Malvales; Dipterocarpaceae
Source: the annotation of a GenBank genome assembly